UCAUGAUGGAGGCUGAAGAUGAAUACGCGAAUCAAUCUCUCGAGAUUGAAUCAUAUUUGACAUGAUAAAAGUGAUAUGAUGAUGAUGACAGUUGUUAUCAGACGACUGUUGAUUCCGGUUUUAUAUUCGCUCUCUCGAUUUUGAAAAUUGUGAACAUUAAAUCCUUUUUUGGAAGGUCGCGUUUUUACGUGUUCAUUUAUUUGUUAAAUCUGUAAAGAUAUUGUAUAAUGCUUUUUAGGAAAAUGAAUCUGAUAUUUAGACAACUUUUUGAUUGUGUUAGCUGUACCUAUACAUACCUUCUGGCUGAUGCUAAGUGCCGUAGUGCUAUUCUGAUUGAUCCUGUUGUUGACCAGGUUGCAAGAGAUGUGAAACUUGUGAAAGAGCUUAAUUUGAAUCUUUUAUAUGCUGCAAAUACUCAUGUCCAUGCAGAUCAUAUUACUGGAACUGGGGAAAUUAAGAAAUUAAUACCUAGUUGUAAAAGUGUCAUUUCUAAGGCAUCUGGAGCUAAAGCAGAUAAGUAUUUAGAACCAAUGGAAAUUUUAUCAGUGGGGGAUAUUCAGCUAGAAGUACGCCCAACACCUGGUCAUACUAAUGGCUGUGUUACAUAUGUUUGCCAUGGAUCAAAAAUGGCAUUUACUGGUGAUGCCUUGUUAUAUCGUGGCUGUGGCAGAACAGAUUUUCAACAAGGAGAUGCUUCAAAAUUAUAUGAUUCUGUUCACAAACAUAUUUUUUCACUGCCUGAGGAUUAUUUAUUGUAUCCUGCUCAUGAUUAUAAAGGCUUUACGGUGAGUUCUGUUGUAGAAGAAAAGAAAUAUAAUGCUCGACUCACAAAAACAAAAGAAGAGUUCAUUGAUAUUAUGAAAAAUCUCAAUCUUGCGUAUCCUAAGAUGAUAGAUAAGGCUGUUCCGGCAAAUAUGGUUUGCGGAUAUGUUGAUGAGAUUACCUUCCAAUCACCUGAUUGCAGUGGAGAUGCAAAGCAUUGAUAGAAAGAUGUUUGGAAAUAAAUGAAUCUUGCAAUAUUCGCUCAUGCUGAUGUAUUUUGCUGUUGCUGUUCAUAUUUAAAAAUUUACUUUUGUUGUAUCUGUUGUUGAAUAAAUAUUAUACUUUUGUACUGA
Argiope bruennichi is the source of this 1115-nucleotide messenger RNA. RefSeq lists its product as uncharacterized. Gene Ontology annotation, molecular function: sulfur dioxygenase activity. The record is from RefSeq and is a predicted model, not a curated record. NCBI's taxonomy places the organism in Eukaryota, Metazoa, Arthropoda, Arachnida, Araneae, Araneidae. Bases 228 to 983 code for a protein of 251 amino acids. The transcript is spliced from 7 exons. Gene Ontology annotation, biological process: hydrogen sulfide metabolic process; glutathione metabolic process.